AAUAAUAAUUGUAAAUGCUCGGCCAAAACUCAGGCUUAUUCCUAAGUAACUCUUACAACUUAAAUUAACCCAUUUCUUUUAAUCUACAUUUUGUCACAUGGCGGUACCUGUAUUAGCACAGCAUAUUCAUCUCCUGCUCCUUCUGUGUCUGGCUGACAACUCCUCUGACUCCACAUUUCUUCCUCCCAGCAUUCUCAGUUUGGCUCUCCUGCCUAACUUUAUCCUGUUCAGCUAUAGGCCAGUCAGCUUCUUUAUUAACCAGUGAGAGUAAUACAUAUUCACAGUGUACAGGAUUGUUCCACAGCAUUUCCUCCUUUUUGUCUAAUUUUAAAAAAGGAAGGUUUUAACUUUAACAUAGUAAAACUAUAUGUAACAAAAACAGUUAUCAAGUAAGAAUUACAGUUAAAAUAUUCAUUUGCAUUUGGAAAAUUCAGAGAAAAUACCCUAUUAUCUUUGUGAGUCUAAAGUUUUACACCUAAUUUACCUUUUAUCAUAACUAAGGAAAACUUUAACUAUGACUAUCUAAUCUUCAACUCUGUCAAAGAUCCCAGAAGGGUGAAAUGCUACCUAAUGACAGGGAUAUCAGGCUGCCUGGAUCACCCAAACUUCUUCUGUAACAUUGGGGCAUCUGACUGUGGCCUCCAGGCCUAGUAUAUCUGACAGACAUUUCUGAGAAGCAGGGAAAUCUGAAGGACUGUCCUACCUUGUCUUGGUAAAGUUCAGCAGUCACCUUCCUUGUGUCCUGCUGGUCCAGUUUGGCAGUAACUGUCAGCAAUUAAGGCAAGGGCAGUUUCUUUGCCCACAUGGCUAGCUUUUGCCAUAAAGAAACAAACUCCACAUGGAGGUUCUUUGAUGCCCAUCAUCCUCUUUUGAAUUAAACUGGUGCUGCCAGGAGCAAAUGUGUCUCACUGUCAUGAAAAGCCUUAGGUUAUUAAAACAUUUUAAAUGCCAUAUUCUGUAGGUCUUUUGAAGUAUUUGAAGACCAUUUAUCUAUCUAACUAUAUCUGUUUAUGACCUUGAAAAUAUACCUAACUUGACUAUAAGUUUGACUUAUAGUCAUAUAAAUAACUAGUUAUUAAUCUGUAUUUCUUAAUAUACAUUAUGUUUUUAAAUGAGUUUCAUAAAUACAAUACUCCAAACAAGAGUAGAAACAUAUAUUUUAACAAAAUUAACUUUAAGUUUGUAUUGAUAAACCAAAAUCCAUACCAAUGUAAAAUAUUUUGAGAUUAGUAGUUGUUUUUUGGAUGAAAGUAGAUUCAAUAAUCCAUCUUUUUAUCUCAUUUCUAUAUUAUAUCCCCCUUUUUUCUUUCACAAAGAGAUCUUUGAAUUUAAUCCCUUUGUUUAGGUUUUUUUUUCCUGACCAUUAUCAAUAACAACUUGUAAUCAUCCUACCUUAAAUGAUAACAAAUAUCCAUUACCAAUAUUUUGGGAAUGUGGGCGUCGUUCUCUAUACUACUUCCUGUUGUUUGAAGGUGCUAACAUCUUUUGGGGGAACCUUGAGAAAAUCAGGAUAAAUGUUAAAUCUUGGCUGGAGUAGUCUAUGAGGCUGGAUCAUCUCAGCCAGCAGCCUUGAAGUUGUUCCGGACGCAGAACUCACAAACUGCAACAGAGGCAUUCUGAGAUGUUCCAUCAUCUGGGCCAUCUGUCUUUAUUGGUGUCUAGUCUGGACCCUUGCAGACCCUCGAUGCUCACGCUGUCUCGAGCAUCUGUCACCUGCACUGCGCUGAUGCCCCGCAGGUCUCUACUUCCAAUGCCUGGCUGCUGCCACUUGCUCUGGCUCUGGUGUCAGCUGUUGUUGGCAGCUUCUGGAGCUUCUGAAGCCACUCGGACUGCCAAGUUCGCAGUGGCUGCUAGGUCCUGGGUGCUGCCCUAUGCACCCCAGGUCCCGUCCAUGCUCUGGGUAUAAAACUAUUCUAAAUUUCUAUUAUACUAAAGUCUUACUUAAGCCUAUACAGUAUUCUUAUACCUAAAGUUUAUUCUACCCUAAUAUACCUAAGCCUACAUUCCUCAAACUAAACUUAUGACUUACUUUAGUAGAAUGAGCGAGACAUAGAAAGAGACCUAACUUUAACUACUUACUUCAGCUUAACUUGAACUACUCUGCUUUAUAUUUAAAAUUUUACUCCUGAAAAAUAGAAUACUAUCGCCUCAACUUAAUUCAUUAAUUCAUUACCAGAAAUGCCCCCCCUGCUCCCGUGGUGCCCCCUUCUCUCCUUUCGCCAAGUCCCUGUUCUGUGGGAGUCCCUGAACCUAUGCCCCACAUUGUGCACCAUCUGUGGGGGAGCCUACCCCCACCUUUCCCAUGGUACUCUUGAAGAAAGAGGAAUAAGAAAUAUUAGGUAGAAAGAGAGACCUGGCUGAUGAAAGACAGAAACACAGGAUAGCUUCAGGAGGACCUGGGUCAAUACCCAAUGGCCCAGAACUUUAUUCAAAAGGGCUUUUUAUAACAAUGCCCAGGGGCGAGGCAAAAGACCCCCCCCCCCCUUGCUAUAUACAGCCAAGUGUAGAUCCUUCCAAAGAUCUGGUAUCCAGGCCCAUGGUCCAAUCACCCUCUUAUGCAGUCCUUCUGGGUAAAGCAAGCUCAGAUCUCACUAGGAAACCUCUGUGGGCUCCCACACUUCUCUUCUCUCCUAUUUCUUCUCUUUGCCCACCAGCCCUACCUAUCCCUCCAUUUCCUAGCUAUUGGCUAUUCAGCUUUUUAUUAGAACAAUCAGGUGCCUUAGGCAGGCAAAGCAACACAUCUUUACAUUAAACAAAUGCAGCACAAACAAAUGUAACACAUCUUUACAUCAUUAAAGUAAUAUUCUGCAACAUAAACAAAUAUAACACAUCUUUACAUAGUUAUAUUCCACAACACUUUCCAGAACCUGCCAAAAUAGCACUACUAGCUUUGGACCAAGCAUGCAACACUGAGCCCACAGGGGACAGUUCAUAUUCAAACCAUAACAAGCUCUCAUCAGUCAUAUGCCUGCAGCUGAGCAGGAGGGAGUUGGGGAGAGAAGUUGAAUUCUGCAUAGUGUGUAUCUAAUCCUAUUUGUCACCUGCGCUCACACAUGCCUAUGAAUGGCUGUAGGAGCCUCUGUGGCAGAUAUACUGCCCAUGGUUAAGUCAUCAGAAGAGCAUCUCUCUUUGUUUAUGAGCUGGUAAGGAAGGAAGUUUCCCAGCUUGCAUAGUGAAUGGCCGAUUAUGGGCAAUGGCGGCAAUGAUGGCCAGAAGGGAAGGUAGGCACAGUGGUACCCACAGUCUGCACACAUCUGCACCUCUGCAUGGACAGGCGCAGGAGGAAAAUACAGCCAAAGGUGGCACAAGGUGAAGGCUGUCUGCGGUAUGAGAAACUGGCGCUGGACCAGCCAAGAAUUCCUGAAGCAUUGUCCCGCUGCAGAUCCUGCACUUAUGGCUCCAAGUCACUCCACAAGGCCUUGCCAUACUUCCAUGGACAGGCUCCUCUUCAAAGGGUUACUUCCGCGAGCCCAGAAUAGAAAGGACACUGGACCUGCUCCACCGGGCAACCCCAGGCUGGUUAUUGGUCUCCUGCAAUGGAGCCUCUACUGCAACCUUCCAGGUGGCCUGCAGACGGGACUCUAGGAAGAAGUGAACAUACACGCCAGAGAAGGAAGCUACUGCAUCCAGCAUUCUCCCCACUUAGGCUCUGCCCAGUCUCUCCAGAAACUGAACAAGCCAGAGGACGCACCGGCCCUAAUCGUUAACUUUGGAUCUUCAGGGUUCACGCCCCUCUUUUUCCCUCACUCCCAGAUCCUCAACCCCGAGGAACCUAAGAGAAUGGGAAUUUCUCACGUCGUCAGCACUCGAUGUUUACUGGCAUAGGAACAAGAAAAAAAAUACGGAGAGGGUUUUCAAAAGGUGGAGAAACUGUAGCUUCACUACAGUUGUCCAAAUAUAUCAAGAAACCUGUCAUAGUAGUUGACUGCUGACCGGUCUUUGAAAAAUGACGCUAUUCGGUCGACUAGUGCUCAAGCCUUACUGCCCUCAAUUACAAUGGCGGUGCUGUCCCAGUUUAACUUCUUGCCCCUAGAUAUCAUGGCCGCCUGGCGGUUUCACGUAGUUUCUCCUAACCCCGGAAGACCGGGGCCGGCGAUUGGGCGGUGCCCAAGACACAGAGAAGAAGGCCUCUGACGGUUGGACAGAGCUGCGUAAGCCUGGUUUUAAAGAAGCCGGAGGUGGGAGCUGUCGAAAACCCGGGAUCCUUGGAAAGCUGCGGCUGCAGCCUGGGAUUCCCCAGGGACUCCCCGGAACCUCCGCUUUCCCCAUGGACUUGCCUGGGGACUCCAGCCCUUCUAGACAGUCAAGCCUGUGCCGCCAGCCCCUAGCCCGAGCAUUAUGGGAAGCCAGGAGCCCGAAAAGACCGAGGCUGCAGCCUUUGGGGUGCCCUUCGCCCCUGGAAAAGGCCUCUCGGCGGGUCCUGGCCGUGGUGCUGGAAGAUGUCAUGGCUCCAAACAGGGUCCCCCUGGCAUACCAAGAGGACACGUCCAGCUCAAUGAAUCACAACAAUCAUCAGGAUUCUGUCUGCAGACAGUCACCUGCUUUACUGGGACCCCAGCAGGUCAAGUGGGACUUACAAGCCAGGCCUCCUGACCCACUGCAUUUGUGCCGAGAACCCUUGAGCCGCGUCCACCACUCCUCCCCCACCUCAAGGAUGAGAUCAAGGGCAGCCCCUGGCCCAGGAGAGAGCCCUUCACAAAAGACAGACCAGGUCACCCAACCCACCCUGCUGGUGGUCCUGGAAGACAUUGCCAGUCCCAGACAACCAGCUGAGGGUUUUGCUGAAGAUAGGCCCAACUUCAUUGUCCCAGCACAAAGCACCUUCAGGAGCCUUAAAGGCCAGGGGAAGCACUGGCCUAGGAGGGAGCCGGACUUGGAAGCACCCCCAACUCUUACUUUGUCCCUUCACCCCAGAGCUGAGCCUGUGACAAAAGUUCAUCAGCCAAUGCCUGCAGCCAGAGAACUAGAAGCUCCAUUCCAGCCGUCCACUCUGCCUGCUGACCCUCCAGACAGCCCACUACCAGCCCCAGAUCCUGCUCUGGAGGCCCCAUUGACCCCACCACCGUCCAGCCUUUUACGCCCCCGUCUCAGUCCCUGGGGCUUGGCCCCUCUCUUCCGUUCCGUCCGAUCCAAGCUUGAGAGCUUCGCUGACAUCUUCCUCACGCCUAACAAAGCACCACAGCCUCCACCCCCAUCACCUCCCAUGAAAUUGGAGUUGAAGAUUGCUAUCUCAGAGGCUGAGCAGUCCAGGGCUACUGAGAGAAUUGCAUCUGUCAGCCCCCGGCCCCCUAUCCGCCAGUGGCGGACUCAGGACAAUUCCCCAGCAUCUGUCCCUAAGUUAUCUCUGGGCCGAAGCUACUCCUGCCCUGAUCUAGGGCCCCCUGGCCCAGGUAGCUGUACCUGGCCUCCUGUUCCAUCCCAGCCAAGCCAGUCCAGGCCCCGGAGACAUACUGUGGGUUGUGGGGAGAUGGCCCGGAUCCCACCACCUCCUCGGCCCUGUCUCCGGAAAGAGGUCUUCCCUCUUGGAGGAGUGGGAGCCUCAUCUUCUCUCACUACAUCUUGCUCAUCCACUGCAUCCACUUCCUUCUUCUGCGAACCAGCAGAACCCAGAUUGGGUUCAACCAAGGGGAAGGAGUUAAAAGCCUCAAAGGACAAGGUGUUUUCUGACCCAGAGACCAAGACCAUGGGAAAGGUUUCUAGAUUCAGAAUACGGAGGACGCCUGUCCGUCUACAACCAAACCUUACACCAAUGGGGCUGCCUCGACCAGUGAGGUUAAACAAGAAGGAGUUCACUUUGGAAGAAAUUUAUACCAAUAAGAAUUACCAAUCGCCCACAGCCAGAAGGACCUUUGAGACCAUCUUUGAGGAACCACGGGAGCGCAAUGGGACUCUGAUUUUGACCAGCUCUAAGAAACUCCGACGGGCUGUAGAAUUUCGGGACAGCAGCCGUCCUCGGUCCCGUCGACCAUCACGAGGGGUCCGCACUGCAGCUGGCAGGACCCCUACUCCCAACCGGGCACCCAGUCAGGAUGUGGGACCUCUGCUGCAAGAACGGCUGAAGGAGCUAGAUGCCUUGCUCCUGGAGGAGGAGAUAGAUAGGGAACAUUCCUGUCAGCUCUAGGAGCUCCAACUGUUUGUCCAUCCAUCCUUCAGGGAGGGGGUAAAUCUCUGGAUCAAUUGUAUUUUUUCUCUAUAUUUCUAUAAAGUUUUCAAUAUGUUUCUGA
Molecule: messenger RNA, 6224 nt
Organism: Peromyscus californicus insignis
Lineage: Eukaryota; Metazoa; Chordata; Mammalia; Rodentia; Cricetidae
Gene: Prr14
Product: proline rich 14
Exons: 14
Coding region: 4268-6121 (617 amino acids)
Cellular component (GO): nucleoplasm
Source: RefSeq, a predicted model, not a curated record